Molecule: messenger RNA, 1168 nt
Organism: Andrographis paniculata
Lineage: Eukaryota; Viridiplantae; Streptophyta; Magnoliopsida; Lamiales; Acanthaceae
Product: proteasome subunit beta type-7-A
Exons: 8
Coding region: 114-935 (273 amino acids)
Cellular component (GO): proteasome core complex
Molecular function (GO): threonine-type endopeptidase activity
Source: RefSeq, a predicted model, not a curated record
UUCUUCUUUCCCAAGCCUCUGCGAAAUCUUGGUUAGCCCUUUUCUUUCCUCUCGACAUUCGCUUGGGGUUUUUACCCAUCAUCGAUUAGUUCCUCGACGAUCUGUGACCUAUAAUGUCGACGGUAGCAGAAUCAGCGCCGCCCAAGGGUGGGUUUUCCUUCGAUCUCUGCAAGCGAAAUGAAAUGCUCGUGAAGAAGGGCCUGAAGCAGCCCUCUUACCUGAAAACCGGAACCACAAUAGUGGGACUAAUUUUUCAGGAUGGUGUUAUUCUUGGAGCAGACACAAGAGCAACUGAAGGCCCAAUUGUUGCUGAUAAGAACUGCGAGAAAAUUCAUUACAUGGCUCCGAAUAUUUAUUGCUGUGGAGCUGGGACUGCUGCAGAUACAGAGGCUGUUACUGAUAUGGUUAGUUCUCAGCUGAAACUACAUCGUUAUCAUACUGGCCGUGAGUCCAGGGUUGUGACAGCUCUCACACUUUUAAAGUCUCAUCUGUUCAGUUAUCAAGGUUAUGUAUCAGCCGCCUUGGUGCUUGGUGGAGUUGAUGUGACUGGCCCUCACCUGCAUACUAUUUAUCCACAUGGUUCAACUGAUACCUUACCAUUUGCCACUAUGGGUUCUGGCUCCCUUGCUGCAAUGUCGGUUUUUGAAUCAAAAUACCGUGAAGGACUGACUAGAGACGAAGGAAUAAAAUUGGUGGCUGAAGCAAUAAGCUCGGGAAUAUUUAAUGACUUGGGAAGUGGAAGCAAUGUGGAUGUCUGUGUCAUAACAAAGGGGAAACGAGAGUACUUGAGAAACUAUCAGAUGCCAAACCCUCGUACUUAUGUCAGUGAGAGAGGCUAUACCUUCUCCAAGAAGACUGAGGUUUUGAUGACUAAGAUCACACCAUUGAGAGAGCUAGUGGAAGUCGUCGAAGGUGGAGAUGCAAUGGAAGAAUGAGGUCCAUUUGAUAGAAAUCCAUUAUGUUCACAUGAAUUUUUCGAUUUCCCCUUAUUAUAUGCAUCAGAUCUACACUUUGUGCUUUAGUGCUUCUGAAAGAUUGAAAUGCUCUGGCUUGAGUCUAUUUUAUUUUUCUUUGCCAAGACUAUCUGAAACCUGUUUGUGUUUAGUCUUGUUAUUCGAUGCACAAUAGCUUUGCCUUCCUCCCUUAUGAAGUGUCAUUUUCAUUUUCA